AUGUUGCAGGUGUCCGCGCCGAACGGCAGCAGCCCCGAUGAGAAGAAGUGCGGAGGCAGAUCAGGUGGGGCGUAUCGUUGGGUCGAAGAGGAAUGGCUUUUCAAUGGCGCAGAUAGGUUGGGAGUGUUGCAGGAUAGGCAGACGCCUCUCUCAAAUCCUGAAUCCUGGAUUCAGGAUUUGAUAACGGGCGGAACCAUCACUUCGGACAGUUCCCUCAGACUUCCGGUCCUUGUGCUACUGGCUGUCAAUCUUCUGCUCGUCCUGGUAGCAGCUAUUGUCCUCGUCGGAGUCACAGUUUGGUCCAAAAAUGAGAACCUUUGUCUCACGGAACAAUGCGUCAACACAGCGUCGCGGGUAUUACGAGCAAUGGACCGGUCAGCUGAUCCGUGCAAGGAUUUCUACCAGUACGCCUGCGGUGGAUGGAUGAAGGCAAAUCCAGUGCCAGAUUGGACGGCCACAUGGGACCGGCUUGCUCUCCUGCGGGAAUCCUUGUUGCAGGACAUGCGGCAAUUACUCGAAUCCGGUAGCGGGGAUGGCGGCAAGGAGCCGUCCGGGAUCCGCAAAGCCCGGGUCCUUUACAGGACCUGCAUGGACACAGAUGCUUUGGAGUCAAAAGGGUUGGAACCCAUUAAGGAUAUAUUGAAGAUUGUCGGUUUAACUUCGAGCCCUCCGAAUGCGACCGCGGCCAGCGGUUUCGAUUGGCUUUUCACCGUGGCUCGCGCCAGAAGGGUGCUAGGACUGAACGUCCUUUAUGGACUCAACGUUGCGGAGGACGUAAGGAACUCGUCCUUGCAUAAGAUCGUGAUCGAGCAAGUGUCUCCCGGCUUUGGAGAAAGGUAUCUCCUCCAACCAUCAAGAUUCCGUCAAGAAAUCAAAAACUACAAGAACCACGUUGCUAGUAUGAUGAACGCUUACACUAACUCCACAGAUGGACAUGCAUUUGCAGAAGAGAUAGUUGCAUUUGGAACGGAGAUAGCUAAGGUCAUGACCCCGGCGGAAAAGCGUCGCAGCACCGGGCACCUGUUCCACGAAGUCACGCUGGAAGAGCUCUCUCGAGGUCCUGGCCAGGAUAAUAUAUCUUGGAAAAGUGUUAACUGGACCAGAUACAUGAGCAUAGUUUUCAACGAGACCAACGUUUCAUUGAACUCCAGCAAGGAUAAAGCCAUACUACUAGAUCUAGGCUACAUGCAGAAAUUAACUACACUAUUACUACGAACUGAUCCUUAUAUUAUUGAAAGAUUCAUCUGGUGGAAUGUUUUUUCAACUGUGGCUCCAUUAACGCUUGCAAAAUUUCGUUCCCUGGGAUUUGAGUUCUCGCAGAAACUGUUGGGUCUACAGGCGCGCACUCCCAGGUGGAAGGGUUGCACCGGCAACGUCAACUCGAACUUCGGCUUAGCCCUGAGCUAUCUGUACGUGCAAUCGCAGUUCCGGAAGGGCUACAGGGACAAGGCUCUGGUGAUGUUGGACGAUAUUCGAGCGGCUUUCGAGGAUGCUGUGCACGAGCAGGAUUGGAUGGAUGACAUCACCCGGGAAAGGACUUUGACCAAAUUGCAUGCAAUCAGGGCCUUUGUCGGAUAUCCCGGUUGGAUUAUGAAUGCCACCCAGCUCGAUAUUCAUUACAAGAAAGCCAACGUAAUCGAAGGGGAACUCUUCAAAACUUAUCUUAAUUUAACAAGCUCUGCAGUGCGACGGAAUCUAGAGAGCAUCAGGAGGAGACCCAACAGAAAUCGAUGGGUGGCGGCUGCAACAACCGUGAACGCUUUUUACUCGGCCACUCUGAAUUCCGUCACAUUUCCUGCCGGCAUCCUGAAGCCUCCAUUUUAUAGCAACGGCAUCGAGGCCAUAGAUUACGGUGCAAUCGGAGCCAUUAUGGGCCACGAGAUCACACACGGCUUCGACGAUCAAGGGAGACGCUAUGAUGAGAAUGGAAAUCUUAAACAAUGGUGGUCUUUGUCAACGCUGGAUCAUUAUCAUAGUCGAGUACAAUGUAUCAUCGAUCAAUACAAUAAUUACACAAUGCCAGGACUGGGAGCUUCGUUUAACGUGCAAGGGUUUAACACGCAGGGGGAGAACAUCGCAGAUAACGGAGGAUUAAGAGCUGCCUUCGAGGGGUAUCGGCGACGACAGGACAGGUCCGAAGGAGGAUCAAUGCGUCAGCGGCUUCCAGGACUAUCCGAUAUUACGACUGACCAGCUGUUCUUCCUGGGAUUCGCACAGAUUUGGUGUGGAAAUUCGACGGUUGGAGCGCUUAAAAGCAAACUCGUGGACGGGGUGCAUUCCCCAAACAGGAUCCGGGUGGUCGGCACACUUUCCAAUUCCAAAGAGUUCGCUGAUGCCUGGGGGUGUCCGGCCGGAACACCCAUGAACCCUCCGGAUAAAUGCGUGCUCUGGUAG
Messenger RNA from Nicrophorus vespilloides, 2394 nucleotides. Its product is annotated as endothelin-converting enzyme 1. The record is from RefSeq and is a predicted model, not a curated record. Gene Ontology annotation, biological process: protein processing. Bases 1 to 2394 code for a protein of 797 amino acids. Gene Ontology annotation, cellular component: plasma membrane. The transcript has 18 exons. Lineage: Eukaryota; Metazoa; Arthropoda; Insecta; Coleoptera; Silphidae. Gene Ontology annotation, molecular function: metalloendopeptidase activity.